Molecule: messenger RNA, 1912 nt
Organism: Chara braunii
Lineage: Eukaryota; Viridiplantae; Streptophyta; Charophyceae; Charales; Characeae
Source: the annotation of a GenBank genome assembly
GCGAGUCAGGGAAUCAGAGAAGGAACCGCGUAAGGGCGAGGAUUGCUGUUUGUCGUUAGCCAGCCCCAGAGUCGUUUGAUCGAAAGGGAUACACCAUGGAAAACAAUCCUGUCAUUGGCAUAGAUCUCGGCACCUCCUACUGCUGCGUUGCUGUAUUUUUCGACACGGAGCGGAUCCAGAUCGUUCCAAAUGACGUGGGCAGCAAGAUAACCCCCUCCUACGUGGCGUUCUCUGAAAAGGAUGGUUGUCUGGUGGGGGGGGCUGCGAAGAAACACGGGUUGGAGUAUCCGGAGCAGUGCGUAUUCGAGGUCAAGCGGCUGAUGGGCCGAUCUUUCAGCGAUCCAACACUCCAUCUGGAAGCAAAGAGAAUGCCCUUCAUGCUGUCGUCAGGCCCACUGGGUGAUGUGGUUGUUGAUAUCUCUGAGAAGAAAUUUCGACCUGAAGACAUUUCCGCCUUUUUGCUGAAGGAGAUGAAGAGGAUGGCUGAGGACUACGCCAAUUUCCGGCCGAUUAGAGAUGCGGUCCUCACUGUACCAGCGCGCUUCAAUUACCGUCAGAGGAAGGCUACGAUGGCUGCAGCAGCCCAAGCCGGAUUGAAUGUGUUACGACUGAUGAGCGAGCCGACGGCCGCCGCGCUGGCGUACGGCCAUGAAAGCAUGAGAGGGAGCGGGCGGCAAGAGAGGAAAGUCCUCGUCUUCGACAUGGGCGGGGAAUCGCUGAACGUGUCUGUUGUCGGCGUGAAGGUAGGGUCUCAAAACGAUUUCAGCUUUGUAGUGAAGACAGGUAUUCGAGAGUCUCAGCUAGGCGGUGCGGAGAUAGACGAACGGCUGUUUUACCGUGUGGAGGGGCAGCUCCGACGUCACCCUCAAGGGAAGGAUGUGGGGUUCAAGCCGCUCGUUGCGCUCAAGCCAAGGAUUCGCGCAAAGCUGAACCAGCUUGUCGUGCAGGCCAAGCACGAUCUGUCCGUCAAAACCGAGACACAGAUCGACCUUGAUUGCGGUGGUGAAGAUAUCCUCAGCUUAAGAUUAUCCCGAGUCGACUUCGAGAAACGUAACCAAGAGUUGUUUUUAAAGUGCGUGUUGAUCGUCAUGCGUGCUCUUCGUGAUGCGAAGAUCGGGAAGGGCGAGAUCUCGGAGGUGCUCCUGGCAGGCGGAUCCACAAGGAUCCCGGCGGUGCAGAAGAAUCUCACCGCAUUCUUCGGCAAGCCGCCACUCAAGUCGUUCAACCCCGAUGAGGCUGUGGCAUUCGGAGCUGCCGUAAUGGCGGGACAGCUGGCCAGAAGGGACAAGUGCAAACAGGCACCCACCAUAUCCGUACGCCAUCAUGAUGACAUUGUGACGUCUGUGAGCAUCGGGGUCGACACGAAAUUUGGGAUUAUGCGUGUCGUUAUCCCCAGAAACUCCCUCCUUCCAGCCAAUGGAACUGCGGAGUACGGCUUACCAGACGGCGAGGGUGAAGCUCGAGUCAAGUUGUAUGAGGGUGAAAGUGCCCUGUGUGCAAAUAACUUGCCUCUGGGGGAGCUCGCUCUGGACGGCUUCACGUUAAGACUUGAUAUUAAGGACGUCGUUGUGCGGUCCUCGGAUGCGGCGGGGGAAACCGAUUGGUACACGGCAGAAGCAAAAGCGGAGGACGUCAGGAUCUGGGAGGCAAGAGAGUCGAUGAAUGCCGUGUGGAUGCUCAUUGGAAAGUUGAGAGAUCAGCUUUCAUGCCGCGAGUGCCAUGGUGAUCUGGAGAAGCAUGUGAAUGAGACCAUGGCAUGGUAUAUGGGGCUCGAGGAACUCCCGUCCAAGCGGGAGUGCGAUAAGAGAUACGAAGAGCUGGAAAGCCUGGCAAAGGUUCAUAGCCUUGACGUGGUCUAGUCAGUAACACAGUCAGACACUGAGAGACAUAAAGCCCCUUGCAAAGACCUCGA